AUGGCUGGCGAACAGUUGGUCUGCGGUGUGUGUAGUAGCGGCGAGCCCCGCUACCGCUGUCCGCGCUGCUUGACGCGGUACUGCUCGUGCGACUGCUACCGGAAUCACAAACAAGAGGAGGGCCGUUGCCGCGAGCCGGACGUGCCUGCACCGGCGGAGACCGGCGAAGAGCCCGAGUACAGGUACCCGACGCCGGACACGGUGCCGCCGGAGAGGCUGUGCCGCUUGCGCGAUUCGGAGGCCGUUCGCGAGACUCUGCGCAACAGAAACGUGCGGGCGCUGCUGCGCGAUCUGGACCGGAGCAGGGACCCCACACGCAUGUUGGACUCGCUGAUGCGAGAGCCCAUCUUUAUGGAAUUUGUGAACGCUUGCCUGGACGCCGUUGGCGUCGGGGAAGACUAA
Dermacentor albipictus is the source of this 402-nucleotide messenger RNA. Its product is annotated as zinc finger HIT domain-containing protein 3. The record is from RefSeq and is a predicted model, not a curated record. Gene Ontology annotation, molecular function: protein binding. NCBI's taxonomy places the organism in Eukaryota, Metazoa, Arthropoda, Arachnida, Ixodida, Ixodidae.